Cheilinus undulatus (humphead wrasse) is the source of this 1231-nucleotide messenger RNA. RefSeq lists its product as uncharacterized. The transcript is spliced from 6 exons. The record is from RefSeq and is a predicted model, not a curated record. Bases 55 to 783 code for a protein of 242 amino acids. Lineage: Eukaryota; Metazoa; Chordata; Actinopteri; Labriformes; Labridae.
GGUGGAGUCUUAUCAAUAUAAAAGACCUAAAAGAGAAAGAGGAGCAUUUGAACCAUGAUGAAGACUUUAUGUGUUGCUGUUAUUGUGCUGAGUCUCUCCUCAGUGUGCCAGCAUGCACCGUUGGAUGAUCAAAGUCCAGAUCUCACUGGGAAAUGGAACCUUGUUGCCAUUUCCUCAGAUGUCUGCCUCUUUCAGGCAUAUGUAAGCGCUUUUAGUUUGCCAAGUUUUGCAGUGGACAUCGUUGCAGAGGAUGAACCGCACUUCUAUAAUGCUACUGUCCAGAUGAAAGUAUAUGGACUUUGCAUGGAAAUGUCAGGAACAGUUUUCUAUAAAAACAGCAAAACUUUUGCAGUCGACCGCAACAAUACUCCUAAUGAAAUGCCUGGUUCAACUGUGAUACUACAAGAUGGCUGUGAUGACUGCAGAGUUUUUAAGAAAGAAGAUGUGCCUAACACCUUCCUGCUCUUCAGUAGGAGACAGAAUAUCGAUGAACCUCAGUUAGAGGAGUUCAGUAAGCAUGCAGUGGCUGGCGGUGCAUCCAAACCCCUGGGCAUGAGCUUGGAUUACGACUUUGAAAACUGCACACAAAUGACUGCUGACAAACCUAUGCCUGACCUGGCUGCUUUUGGAAUAACAUCUGCAAGUUUUGAAACAAUGAUCAACACGUAUGAACAGUGCUCUGUGAACAUAUCCUCAGUAUUCCAAGCUAACAUGAGAACAUUGAUGUCAACACUUGAGGAUGUUGGUGACAAUUUGAAGUCUUCUGCUAAAGAACAGCGUUAGAGAACUAAAAUAUUUGAUUAAUUUUUUGCCAAUACGAGACAUUUUCAGGCCUGCACAGCAGCGCCGUCGCCUCACAGCAAGAAGGUCCCUGGUUCUCUCCGGGUACUCCGGCUUCCUCCCACAACCAAAAACAUGCUCAUUAGGUUAAUUGGUGACUCUAAAUUGGCCGUAGGUGUGAAUGUUAGCAUGCCUGGUUGUCUUCCUCUCUAUGUCAUCCCUGCGUUUGACUGGCGACCAGUCCAGGUUGUGCCCCGCCUCUCGCCCAAUGACAGCUAGGAUAGGCUCCAGUCCCUCCCGCGACCCCGAUGGGAUAAGCAAUAUAGAAAAUGGAUGGAUGGAGUAAUGUUCAUUGGUCAUGAUGUUUUCCUUGAUGCAAACCUUCAUUAUUAAGUAUAAAUAUAGAUUUUUCUGCAGUUCAAAGGAAAUAAAGCACUACUGUUAGAUUAAA